Uncinocarpus reesii 1704 is the source of this 1239-nucleotide messenger RNA. RefSeq lists its product as uncharacterized. NCBI's taxonomy places the organism in Eukaryota, Fungi, Ascomycota, Eurotiomycetes, Onygenales, Onygenaceae. The record is from RefSeq and is a predicted model, not a curated record. Bases 1 to 1239 code for a protein of 412 amino acids. Gene Ontology annotation, molecular function: oxidoreductase activity. Gene Ontology annotation, cellular component: cytoplasm. The transcript is spliced from 2 exons.
AUGGAUAAAAGAGCCUCAGUUCCGGUCACGUUGCCCAAGAACAAUCCGACCAUUGCCUACUGGCAAGACCCCCCGGAUGAAAUAGCGGACCUCCGUUCUACUCCGCAGCUCCCAAAGACAGCUGAUCUUGUUAUCAUCGGAUCUGGGAUUACUGGUGCAAGUAUUGCGUAUAAUGUCCUUUCUAGAGCGCCAAACACGAAGGUGGUGAUGCUGGAAGCAAGGCAGGCAUGCAGUGGUGCAACAGGCAGAAAUGGUGGGCAUACUAAGGCGGCUUCGUAUACGACCUUUCCCAUCAACGUGGAAAGUGUAGGUCUCGAAGACGCUAUCAAAAUCGCUAAACUGGAAUAUAAUACCAUCAAGCAAAUCCAUGCUUUUGCCAGAGAACACAGUAUUCCUUGUGACAAUCGGGAACUUGAAACCGUGGAUAUAGUCUACGAUCAAGCGAUAUGGGACGAAUCGGUUAGGGCGAUUGAACUUAUGAAGAAGACUAUGCCUGGUGAUCCAGCAAGUCGAUAUACACUGUGGAGCAGCACGGAUGCCGAAGAAAAGUUCUUGUGUCCUGGGGCUGUGGGAGCCAUUACCUAUGAAGCUGGGAGUCUCAGCGCCUAUAAAUUUGUUGUUGGACUCUUAAAGCUGUGCCUUUCAAAGGGGCUGAACCUUCAAACGAAUACCCCGAUGACCCGAUUUUCCCGACAUGGCAAAGACUAUUGGGCUCUCGAGACAGAACGAGGGACUGUAUAUGCCCACAAAAUCGUGUUAGCCACGAAUGGGUACACCGCAGCUAUCUGUCCUGAACUUCAAGAGGUAAUUGUCCCCCUUCGUGGACAGGUAACCGCCCAUCGACCCGGAACAAACAUGCCAAAAGCCGGGCUAAACAGAUCUUACUCGUUCAUCUACGGAAAGGGCUUUGAGUAUAUGAUUCCACGCCCACCGGGCUCCAAAUACGAGGGUGAUAUUGUCAUUGGGGGCGGUUUGGCAAUCGCCAAAGAGGACGGGCUGUAUCAGUACGGCACAGUUGACGAUACCACUACCGACCCAGACAUCCUUGAGUACCUCACUGCGACCACGCAGCGAUAUUUUGGGAAGAACUGGGGUCAAGACCAUCCCGCUGGUCGAAUCAGGAAGCAUUGGUCAGGAAUCAUGGGAUUCACUGCAGAUGGGCACCCACUGGUUGGAGAGAUACCGGGAGAACCUGGUCUAUAUAUUUCCGCCGCUUUCCAAGGCCAUGGUACGUUCUGA